Molecule: messenger RNA, 876 nt
Organism: Pistacia vera
Lineage: Eukaryota; Viridiplantae; Streptophyta; Magnoliopsida; Sapindales; Anacardiaceae
Product: L-type lectin-domain containing receptor kinase S.4-like
Exons: 1
Coding region: 1-876 (291 amino acids)
Molecular function (GO): carbohydrate binding
Source: RefSeq, a predicted model, not a curated record
AUGGCCAACUUUCUCAGAUUUUUCUCUGUUCUCUUGUUUCUCUCCACUCCAGUAUCAUCCCAACUCAAUGAAUUCUUUUUUCAUGGAUUCAAAGAUUUGAGCACCAACAUAACCUUACGUCGAGAGGCAAAAAUGGAGAAAAACAGUUUUCUUUGCUUAACAAACGAGACCUCUCGUUUACAAGGUCAAGCCUUCUAUAGCUCGCCGAUCCAGUUCAAGAACUCCACAAAUGGACAAGUCUUUUCUUUCUCUACGUCUUUUGCUCUGGUUAUUGUCCCUCAAUAUCCAAAACUUGGUGGCCAUGGCCUCGCCUUCACGAUCUCAACAUCUAAAGACCUCAAAGGUCGUCCAAGUCAGUACCUAGGCCUCUUCAAUGAAACCAAUACGGGAAACUUCUCAAAUCAUUUAUUUGCCGUUGAGUUUGAUACAGUUCAAGAUUUUCAGUUCGGAGAUAUUGACGACAACCAUGUUGGCAUCGACAUCAACAGCUUGAAUUCGAAUGUCUCUUCAACUGCAGCCUACUUCGAUGACAGUUCAACGAAACAAAAUUUGAAUCUCAAGAGUGGAGCACCAAUCCUGGCUUGGAUCGAUUACAGUGCAUCUGAAAAUUUGUUAAAUGUCACCAUCUCUCCAAAUUCUUCCAAACCAAGAUUGCCCCUCUUGUCUUUUAACGUCAAUCUUUCGCCAAUCUUUCAUGAGUUCAUGUAUAUUGGCUUCUCUUCUGCAACAGGACUGCUUUCUAGUUCUCAUUAUAUUUUAGGCUGGAGUUUUAAAAUCAAUGGAGAAGCUAGAGCUCUUGAUCUCUCUUUCCUCCCUCCAAUCCCGGACAAGAAAAAGCAGACAGGUUUGUACAAAUACCAAACAAAAACUUUUUGA